Stomoxys calcitrans (stable fly) is the source of this 1931-nucleotide messenger RNA. RefSeq lists its product as uncharacterized. Lineage: Eukaryota; Metazoa; Arthropoda; Insecta; Diptera; Muscidae. Bases 101 to 1855 code for a protein of 584 amino acids. Gene Ontology annotation, molecular function: protein binding. The transcript is spliced from 2 exons. The record is from RefSeq and is a predicted model, not a curated record.
AUUGUGUACUCAAAGCGCAAACACUUCGCAGAUUAAAGAGAUUCAAUUUUUUUUUUUGGUGUACUCAAAGAUAUUUAAAGUGAAAGGGAAACCACAAAGAAUGCAAGGCCUUAAAAGAAUUUUACAAAAUGUGGAUAUUUUAAUUCACAUAUUCCGCAUGUUGGAUAUUGAUGAUCAGAUUCGUUUGUCCAAGGUUUGCCAAGCGUUCAGGAAUAUCUUUGAAUUGUACAUAUUCACCAAGGAAGACUACAGCUCUCUGACUGUGAAUGCCAAUCGUGACUACUAUGUGGUCAACAAUGAGAGUGAGUGCAAUCGCUUGGUGCUGAAACGCAAAGAGCUGAACGAAUUUCUAGACUACCAUCGCUUCAGGGUGCAGUCUUUUACGGAACGAAAAGGUUCGAUUCUUGACAUACGGCCCUUUUGCAAUUUGACUCAACUUCACUACAGUUUCAUGACGAUCACUUGGGAGCAUUUGAAAGCCUUUGCCAAAUUUCCCAACAUAGCUACACAAUUGGAGGAGCUUGUGGUCGACUGCUGCUUGGAUGAAAGUUGGCGCAGCCUAAUGAUUGGCAACACUUGGAAGGUGGACUGGUUGAUGCCUAUGAAAAAUUUGCACAGACUGAAAGUCAAUAUGCCACACAUCAAAAAGAACUGGACAAGGCUUAGCUAUCACAAUUUUCAGAAAAUUAUCACCAAUCUCCAACUAGAGGAUCUCGAUCUGAGGUGUAUCGUACAGCCUGGUAGGCAAGGGCGCCAACAACACCCCAUCCCAAAUUCACCCCUGAGAGAAUUAAAUAUUGGCAUUAAUUUUGGUUCAAAGGCCGAUCUGACACCUUAUCUGACUAUGCUGGAACAUUUGGUGACACUUACGUUAACCGUCGAUGGCAUUGUUAAUCAGAAAAUGCUCAACGACAUUGCCACUGUGUGUGUCAACUUGGAGGGGCUACAUUUCCAAACCUCUAGCUUUGAAGAAAUUAAGACUUUUGUCAUUCCCGCCAAGGUAACAGCGGCUUCCUUAUAUCGCUGUUAUGGUCUUAGCCCAGAAAAUUUCCAACAAAUCCUCUCAGUAGCCCACCUGGUCAAAUUAUCCAUAACUGAAACUAAAGUGAAUGUCAUAGAAAACCAAGGCCUCUCACCGAGCAUAGAAUAUUUGGAUAUUAACGAUGACCAAUGGAACUCGAACUUGAUAUUGGCUUUUGGUGGCAGUGAACAUUUAAAAUACCUACACUGGCAUGCUUGCGACUUCGACCGACAUGUUGCGGCGAAUGAGGCUGCCUUGAGAAGAUGUAGCAGCUUAGAAGUACUGGACUUGAAAGUAGGCCACUUGUCCCUGGACACACUUUCACAUUUGCAAUGCCUUACCAAAUUGACUCUACCACCCUCGAUGCCCACGUUGUCGUGGUCCCUCAUCGUGGGCGUUCUCAAAAACCCAAAUCUAAAAGAAUUCGUCUUAAAUAAAUACUGCAAGGCUCGAGAUCUCGAGAUAGAUGAAGCGGAAAUACCUAGGUGGGGAUUUCCCUUGGCUCUUAACACCAUAAGAAUAACGUUGGACAUUUUCUGUAUGGCCUUGGACUUUUGGUUUGAUGUAUUCAACCAGAAUCCCCACUUACAAUUGGGUGUGUAUAACUUUCGAGGAGAUCCAGAAUAUAUGCGAGUUAUAAUAAAUCAUGAAAAGUUUCCCAAAUCCCUGAGAACUUUGGAUAUUUGCCAUUUCGUUAUAAAAUGCCGGGACUUGAGGCAAAGUGUGGAGGCUACCAUGGCAAAGCUUAAACAAGACAUCGAACAUUUCAAGUACGAAAAUGACGAAUACAUGUUCCGCAUAAUUUUUGAUCGAAAUUUAGGCUUAACGCAAUAACAACAUUAAUUUUGUACAAAUUUUUAGCAAUAAACAGAAAUAAAUUUUUCUAGAAAAAAAAAGUGAAAUUAUUUUG